Messenger RNA from Cyphellophora europaea CBS 101466, 735 nucleotides. RefSeq lists its product as uncharacterized. The record is from RefSeq and is a predicted model, not a curated record. The transcript has a single exon. The coding region runs from base 1 to 735 and encodes 244 amino acids. NCBI's taxonomy places the organism in Eukaryota, Fungi, Ascomycota, Eurotiomycetes, Chaetothyriales, Cyphellophoraceae.
AUGCGUGUUCUCAUCACCGGCGCAGCCGGCUUCAUCGGCCAGGAACUCGCCAAGACCUUGCUGCUGGACGGAACACACGAAGUCACAUUAACCGACAUCGUGGAGCCACCCCUACCCUCAAACACAGCACAUGGACAUCAAGCACGCGUGAUAACGGCAGACCUACUCGAGGCGAGCGAGACGCUAGCCGCCGAAAAGCCCGACGCCGCGCUCCUCUUCCACGGCAUCAUGUCCUCCGGCGCCGAAGCGGACUUCGAGGGCGGGUACCGCGCCAACGUCGAUGCCACACGGGCACUGCUGUUCGCCCUGGCCAAGUCCAACCCGGGCCUCCGCGUCAUCUACGCGUCCAGUAUCGCCGUAUAUGGCGAGCCGCGGCCGAAGCGGGGUCUGACGGAGGCGAUGCCCGCUACGCCGGAGUCGUCGUAUGGCUGCCAGAAGGUCAUUUGCGAGACCUACGUCAACGACCUGACGAGGCGGGGCAUGAUCAACGGCAUCUCCCUGCGCAUACCGGGGAUCACGGUGCGAGCCGGGGCGCCUACGGCCGCGGCGUCGUCGUUUCUUUCGGGUAUCAUUAGGGAGCCGAUGAAUGGGCAGGUGUGCAAGGUCCCGCUUUCGGAUCGGCAGUGGAGGACUUGGGUGUGCAGUCCGCGGACGCUGGUGGACAAUAUCGUCAUCGCGUUGGGCCUGCCGCGCGAGGCAUUGCCCCUGCAUCGACGGACGGUUCUGGUUCCCUGA